AUGGCAGACUACGAGGAUGAAUACGACUACGAGAAUUACGAGGAAGAAGAUUCGGGCAUCACUCCCGAAGAUUGUUGGACCGUCAUCUCCUCUUUCUUCGAAUCCAAGGGCCUCGUCUCUCAGCAAACUGCCUCCUUUGAUGAAUUUACUCAGUCAACUAUCCAAGACCUUGUCAGCGAGUACUCAAAAAUAUCUCUCGACCAACCCAACCCGCCCUCCAACGACGACCGGAAGAUAAGCGUCCGCCGAUACGAGAUCGAGUUCGGCAGCAUCAUGGUAUCGAGGCCUUCGAUCAGUGAGACCGAUGGGACCGUGACUUCGCUUCUACCAUACGAGUGCCGCGAUCGUAACCUGACCUAUGCAGCGCCGGUUUACAUUAAGAUUACCAAAAAAGUGCAAGCUGCUGUGGAAACGGAAAUACCUUUGCACGAGCUAGAUGAUGCUCAACAGACAGAGUAUGCCAAAACUGGUGAGCUGCCUACACGGUUGGCCUGGAGAUCGGAGGAUGCGCCAGAGCCCGAAAAUUCCAACAAGCCUGAUGCCUGGAAGGACAUGGUCUUCGUCGGGAAAAUGCCGGUCAUGGUCAAAUCUAAAGUCUGCCAUUUGAGCCGCGAGCAUGACGAGAAUUUAUUUCUUGUCAAUGAGUGCCCAUACGACCAGGGCGGUUACUUUGUUAUCAAUGGAAGUGAAAAGGUGCUUAUCGCCCAAGAGCGUUCCGCCGCCAAUAUUGUUCAGGUCUUCAAGAAGGCUCAGCCCAGCCCUUAUACAUACACUGCUGAAAUCAGAAGCGCUCUGGAGAAAGGCUCGCGUCUCAUCUCCAGCAUGAUGCUCAAGCUCUACGGGAAGGGUGAGUCAGCUCGUGGCGGCUUCGGGCAAACGAUUCAUACAACUCUUCCGUUUGUUAAAGCAGACCUUCCUGUCGCCAUUGUAUUUAGAGCACUUGGCGUUGUCUCCGACGAGGAUAUUCUCAACCACAUUUGUUACGACCGAAAAGACUCUCAGAUGCUGGAAAUGCUUCGGCCUUGUAUCGAGGAAGCUUUCUGCGUCCAAGACCGUGAAGUCGCCCUCGACUUCAUUGGUAAGCGUGGUAAUCGGGAUCAGGCUGGUCUCGGACGCGAUAAACGUAUUCGUGUGGCACGCGACAUUCUUCAGAAAGAAACUUUGCCUCACAUCUCCCAGGAGGCUGGUAGCGAGACGCGCAAAGCCUUCUUUAUCGGUUAUAUGGUCCACAAACUACUCCAGUGCGCUCUGGGGCGUCGGGAGCCUGACGACAGAGACCACUUCGGCAAAAAGCGUCUUGAUUUAGCAGGUCCACUACUUGCGAAACUCUUCCGCGGUAUCAUGCGCCGAAUGCACUCAGAGCUCGCCAAUUACCUGCGACGCUGCGUCGAGGGUAACCGCCACUUCAAUCUAGCUGUCGGUGUUAAGCCUGGCACGCUUUCGAACGGCCUCAAGUACUCUCUUGCUACUGGUAAUUGGGGUGACCAGAAAAAAGCUAUGAGCUCAACUGCUGGUGUGUCCCAGGUUUUGAACCGAUAUACUUUUGCCUCAACACUAUCCCACCUUCGACGUACCAAUACACCCAUUGGCAGAGAUGGCAAACUGGCAAAACCUCGUCAGCUUCAUAAUACUCAUUGGGGUCUUGUCUGCCCUGCUGAGACACCUGAAGGCCAGGCUUGCGGUCUUGUCAAGAAUCUGUCUCUCAUGUGCUACGUCAGCGUCGGCUCCCCAGCCGAGCCGCUCAUUGACUUCAUGAUCAACAGGGGUAUGGAGGUCAUUGAGGAGUACGAACCACUCAGAUACCCACACGCUACCAAGAUUUUUGUCAACGGGACCUGGGUUGGAGUUCACCAGGACCCCAAGCACCUUGCUGACCAGGUAUUCGACACCCGCCGCAAGUCCUACCUGCAGUAUGAGGUGUCUCUUGUCAGAGAAAUCCGUGACCAGGAAUUCAAGAUCUUCUCUGAUGCUGGCCGAGUCAUGCGGCCUGUUUUUACUGUGCAAAGUAAAAAUGACCCGGAGACUGGCCUUGAAAAGGGACAGCUCGGUCUCACCAAGGAUUUAGUCAACAGACUGGCGCAAGAGCAAGCCGACCCGCCAGAUGAUCCAGAAAUGAAGACGGGUUGGGAGGGCUUGAUCAAAGCUGGCGCUGUCGAGUAUCUAGACGCUGAAGAAGAGGAGACGUCAAUGAUUUGCAUGACCCCGGAGGAUCUGGAGCUUUAUAGACUUCAGAAAGCGGGUGUAGCUGUCGACGACGACCAUGGCGAUGAUCUGAACAAGCGCCUGAAGACUAAAACCAACCCAACUACACACAUGUACACUCACUGUGAAAUUCACCCGAGUAUGAUCUUGGGUAUCUGCGCAAGCAUUAUUCCUUUCCCAGACCACAAUCAAUCGCCUCGUAACACCUACCAAUCCGCAAUGGGUAAACAAGCCAUGGGCUUCUUCCUGACAAAUUAUUCUCGUCGUAUGGAUACUAUGGCAAAUAUCCUGUACUACCCACAAAAGCCUUUGGCAACGACUAGAUCCAUGGAGUUCUUGAAGUUCCGAGAAUUGCCUGCAGGUCAAAAUGCCAUCGUCGCGAUUGCUUGUUAUUCCGGUUAUAAUCAGGAGGACUCUGUGAUCAUGAAUCAAAGCAGUAUCGAUCGCGGACUCUUCAGAAGUUUGUUCUUUCGUUCGUACUCUGAUCAAGAGAAAAAGGUCGGUUUGAACUACACAGAGAUAUUCGAAAAGCCGUUCCACCAAAGCACCCUGCGCAUGAAACACGGUACUUACGACAAGCUCGAUGAGGACGGUAUUGUCGCUCCUGGCGUUCGUGUGUCUGGAGAAGACAUUAUCAUUGGCAAAACUGCGCCAAUUGACCCAGAGACGCAAGACUUGGGCGCGCGUACAACUGCGCAUCAGCGCCGUGAUAUCUCUACGCCUCUGCGUAGUACCGAAAAUGGUAUUGUUGAUCAAGUCAUUGUGACUGUCAACGCCGACAACGUCAAAUACGUCAAGGUCAGGGUUCGUACGACCAAGAUACCCCAGAUCGGUGAUAAGUUUGCUUCACGACACGGCCAAAAAGGUACCAUUGGUGUCACAUACCGACAGGAAGAUAUGCCAUUCACGAGAGAGGGGGUCACCCCAGAUAUCAUUAUCAACCCGCACGCCAUUCCCUCUCGAAUGACAAUUGCUCAUCUGAUCGAAUGUCUUUUGAGCAAGGUUUCGACUUUAGAAGGUAUGGAAGGCGAUGCUACUCCAUUUACCGACGUCACUGUCGAUUCUGUCUCCGACUUGCUUCGCAAGCACGGCUAUCAGUCCCGCGGGUUUGAGAUCAUGUACAACGGUCACACUGGUAAGAAACUUCGUGCUCAGGUCUUCUUCGGACCGACCUAUUACCAGCGUCUGCGUCACAUGGUGGACGACAAAAUUCACGCCCGUGCCCGUGGCCCUGUGCAGAUCAUGACUAGACAACCCGUGGAGGGUCGUGCAAGGGAUGGGGGGUUGCGUUUCGGCGAAAUGGAACGUGAUUGCAUGAUUGCGCAUGGUGCAGCAGCAUUCUUGAAGGAGCGCCUCUUUGAAGUGUCUGAUGCGUUCCGAGUGCACAUCUGCGAGAUUUGCGGCUUGAUGACGCCGAUUGCAAAUCUUUCAAAGCAAUCUUUUGAAUGCAGACCUUGCAAGAACAAGACCAAAAUUGCCCAGAUUCACAUUCCGUACGCAGCCAAGCUAUUGUUCCAAGAACUUCAAUCCAUGAACAUUGCAGCACGUAUGUUUACGGACAGAUCUGGUGCCUCGAUCAGGUAG
Messenger RNA from Beauveria bassiana ARSEF 2860, 3786 nucleotides. RefSeq names its product DNA-dependent RNA polymerase II beta subunit. Bases 1 to 3786 code for a protein of 1261 amino acids. NCBI's taxonomy places the organism in Eukaryota, Fungi, Ascomycota, Sordariomycetes, Hypocreales, Cordycipitaceae. The record is from RefSeq and is a predicted model, not a curated record. The transcript is spliced from 3 exons. Gene Ontology annotation, biological process: DNA-templated transcription. Gene Ontology annotation, cellular component: RNA polymerase II, core complex. Gene Ontology annotation, molecular function: ribonucleoside binding; DNA binding; DNA-directed RNA polymerase activity.